Molecule: messenger RNA, 1126 nt
Organism: Stylophora pistillata
Lineage: Eukaryota; Metazoa; Cnidaria; Anthozoa; Scleractinia; Pocilloporidae
Product: bone morphogenetic protein 6
Cellular component (GO): extracellular region
Molecular function (GO): cytokine activity; growth factor activity
Source: RefSeq, a predicted model, not a curated record
UGAGGAAGAUGAAGGGCCCAAUUGUAUUGUUUCUUUGCCUCAAACUUGCGACUUUUCACUCACCCAUUUCGCAAAAGCGACAGGCAAAGCCACAGAUGCUACAUUCUUUUAUGCGAAAGAUGUACACCUCGCGUGCACAAGCUAAUAGAAAUGGUAGCUUCACAGUCUCAUUGCGCCGAGAUCAGAGGAUUCUUGCUGACUCCAUUCGAGGGUUUCAGCUGGAGAAAGGCGGAACUACGUGGAAAGGGUCUACCAUUGAGUUGAAAUUUCACAUGGGAAACAGUUUCAAGGACGACACAGUAGUAGAGGCUGAGCUUGUGUUGACGUCCAGACUUUCAGCUAAAUUGUUGCGCCGACGAUAUAAUGUCAGCGUGUAUCAUGAACAAUCGGUUUUGGUGCCAAACGAUACAAGGCUUUUGGAUUCCCGUACUCUUCCUGGAAAGGCAAAUGCUGAGUUUGGUCUCAACGUGACACAAGCUGUGAGGAUGUGGAGUUCAUCUUUGGCUAGGACUUACACACUACUGGUAAAGAUAGAACCACAUGAUGACUCUAAAGCUUCCUUAAGUGUCUGGAGAUACCUGGAACAUGGCCACAUGCAAGGACCCUUCCUUGUGCUGUACACACAAUCAAAACAGGGACAAAAGAAUGAUGACAUCUGGAGGUUGUUGACAAUCAAUUGGCUUGCACUUUCACCUGUGCUCAACAGUUCCACUGCCCAAAAUGAUUACAGCAAUAGCAGUUAUACACAACUUUCUGGAAAAAACACUGGAAGGUCUCCUAGGAACCCAAGUCUCACUUGCCACAAGGUUUCAUUUGCAAUGAGAAUGCAAGAUAUUUACCAAAAUAUUGUUGUACCACAGACUGCAGAUAUAAACUACUGUGAUGGCUAUUGCUACUUCCCUAUUCAGAAUCACUUAACUCCCACAAUGCAUGCCAUAACAUGGGCAUUGAUUUGGAAAAGGCAAAACCCAAUAACAAUCACACCCAAAAGACCCAUGUGUGUCCCAUCUAAGUUGAUUGCUCAAACUGUAAUCCAAUCUGACCCCGAAACAGGCCAGCCAGUGCAGAAACAGUGGUUGAAUUUUUCUGCCCCAGAGUGCGGAUGCCGUUAAAUCAGUUAAAGGAC